CUCCUACAUGGCGGACCCUGUCAUCCAGAGCAGCAUAACCCUAGCCAGUGCGAGCAAGAACCUCGAAGCCGCCGUUGGUGGCCUCAAUCUGACCGAGGGCGAGUCCACGCCACAGCCAACCCAGCCACGAUGCAGCCGGAUGCGACCUGCCUUCCGCUAUGCGUUCUCCGAGUUCUUCGGCACCAUGAUCAUGAUGCUCUUCGGUGACGGGGUGGUCGCGCAAGUGCUGCUCAGUGGGAAACAGAAAGGCGAGUAUCAGUCAAUCACCUGGGGCUGGGGCCUCGGCGUCAUGCUCGGAGUCUACGUCUCCAGCCCCUCAGGCUCGCACCUCAACCCCGCCGUCACGCUCGCCAGCUGCCUGCUCCGCCGCUUCCCCUGGCGCCGAUUCCCCAUCUACCUCCUCUCGCAGGUGCUAGGCGCCAUGUGCGGCGCGGCCAUCGUCUAUGCGAAUUACCGCUCGGCCAUCGACGCCUACGAGGGGGGGUCUACAACCCGCACCGUCCCCGGGUACUCCCCGACCGCCACCGCAGGCAUCUUCAGCACCUAUCCCGCCCCCUUCAUGACGCGGACGGGCAUGUUCUUCUCCGAGUUCAUCACCAGCGCGAUCCUGAUGUUCGGGAUCUUUGCCGUGAAGGAUAACACCGAGCUCAAGCAGGACAGCAGCCCCUCCACUCCAACAACAACAGCACCACCACCACCACCACCAACAAACCCCCGUCUCCCCCUCAUGAUGCCCCUAGCAAUGUUCUUCCUCAUCUUUGGCAUCGGCGCCUGCUUCGGCUGGGAAACGGGGUACGCGAUUAACCUCGCCAGGGACUUUGGUCCGCGCCUGGUGGCGUAUAUGAUCGGGUACGGGACGGAGGUCUGGACAGCCGGGGGGUAUUACUUCUGGAUCCCAAUGAUCGCCCCCUUCCUCGGCUGCGCCGUCGGCGGCUGGCUCUACGACGUCUUCAUCUACACCGGCGCGGACAGCGUGGUCCACGAGUCCCCUCUGUUCGGUCUGGGCCGCUGCUUCGUCCACCGGUGGAAGGUCCGGUCCGGUCAUCGGAGCCGGAGCCAGGGCUUGGAUGAGACGCUGCAGGGUCGGAGUCCUGUGUGAUGCUUGCACACAUAUCACAGAAAAAGGGCAGGAGAGCAUGGGUCGGAUGCGGGAGUUUUUCUGGUAUUGCUCGAUGAUUUAUGACGGAGGUGAACGUAAGUAUUUGGACGAGG
Molecule: messenger RNA, 1212 nt
Organism: Aspergillus uvarum CBS 121591
Lineage: Eukaryota; Fungi; Ascomycota; Eurotiomycetes; Eurotiales; Aspergillaceae
Product: MIP/aquaporin family protein
Exons: 3
Coding region: 8-1099 (363 amino acids)
Biological process (GO): glycerol transmembrane transport; water transport
Cellular component (GO): plasma membrane
Molecular function (GO): glycerol channel activity; water channel activity
Source: RefSeq, a predicted model, not a curated record